This is a messenger RNA of Psylliodes chrysocephalus, 3664 nucleotides long. Lineage: Eukaryota; Metazoa; Arthropoda; Insecta; Coleoptera; Chrysomelidae. The record is from the annotation of a GenBank genome assembly.
CUAACGAACGAACGAAAAUACCGAUCGAUCGGUAACCGGCAUAUCGAUCUUUUAACGACGACAAAAGCGAGUAAAGUUUUUUUUAUUUUCCACGAGUUAUUACAUAUAUAUUUUUUGCGAAUUUCCGUUAUUUUUUUCUUUCUUGGUGCGAUAUUUUUAGCGAAAUGGAGUUUUUAGAUCAAAAAGAGAUUACACAUUUCUUAGCUCAGGAGUUAUUUUAUCAGCAGUUUAUAACUCUCGAAGGCCUGAAUUCAGGUGUACCUACUCGAACUACCCCCACUCUCACUCCAACGACGUUACGAAACAUUGAGCAAACUUUUAUUGAGUUGCAGUCGAAACCAGAAAGUCAUGAAAACGAAGCGGGAUUCGUCCCACCUCUAGUCCAUUCUAUUGGUCACAAUCAGUACAUCUCAGCUUCAGACGCAGACAGUUUUUCUUCGAAGAGCCAACCGGCUUGGCACAGUAGUAACCUGUCCCAAUCGAGUUCGGACUGCGACACGCGUUCGACCCCGCCAUUGACUCAGAAGGGUCACUCACGGAGGAAUAUGGGAGGCAGGAAGCCCACAAAGGACCUCAACUGCAGCCCCGAAGAAGAAGAAAGAAGGAGAAUAAGGAGAGAAAGGAAUAAAGCCGCUGCUGCGAGGUGUAGGAAACGGAGAGUCGAUCAUACUAAUUCGCUUAUAACUGAAACAGAAGAGCUCGAAGCGAAAAAGCAAGCCCUCCAGGACGAAAUGCACGAUCUCCAGCAGAUGAAAGAACAUAUCGAAUACAUCCUGGACUCCCACAAGGCGCAUUGCCGCCUCCACACCCAAAGUCCUCCUGACGUAAAACCUUACAACCACAACGAUCAGUAUAACAACGAGCGUGUCAAAACCGAAUUCAUCGAACCCAUGAACGACAUCUUCCUCCUGCCCUCUCCGACGAAAAGAAUUAUGUUGAGUUCUACAGUGCCAAUUUCGAAACCGACCAGACCCAACACGCUUAACGUGGGAGCCACAGCGCCCAAAAGCGUCUCGGAUAUCAUAGGAGGACCCAUUUCCACCCCUUCGUCAGGGUUAAUGUUUAAUUUCGAUUCUCUUAUGGGCGGGGGUACCGGUUUGACGCCCGUUUCCACACCACUAGUGCCAUCUUGUAGUAGCCAACAGAGAAAUAUUCCGGUUAGUAUGGCUGAUUUGGUCUCUCCCGACGCUUGUGGGCCCCCGAAGCUUGUCAGUCUCUGAGGGCUGGAGUGUGACAUUUUUGUUGUGUAAUGUCCUGUUUAGUAUUUUCCGUUUUGUUUUUUUUUUCGAAGGAGGAAUCUGACAUGCCAAAGAUUUUUUUUAUUACAGUAUUAACCAUUGAAGUUUUCUCAUUUUUUUUUAAACAUAUUUCCUUCAGAGAACACUGGAUUUGGUGCAAUAUUUCAUCAUUCGAAUACUUUUAUUGAAGGUGAUAAAACAUAAUAUUGAAUAAUGAUGACUUGUUUCAGAUUACACUUUUGUCGAAAUGUAUGUCUUUUUAAAACGUGCUUCGCAUAAAUAUAAAAAAUUGCCUUUCUCACUAAGGCAUUUUUUUAAUUCGUGCCUUAAACUAAUAAUAAAUAUUUAAAAUUGCAGCUACAUUGCCUUUUGAAAUACUGUAGAGAAUUAAAAAUUACAAUUUGAUUUUUAAAAAACAAAAAUUUAUAGAAUUUAGUUUCUUUCUGGGUAAAUGAAAUACAAAUUGGUUUUCAACAUAAAUAAAAACAUAGGAUAAAUAAAAAUAAAGAAGAGCUGAACUGUGCCUGUUUUUUUAUUAUAAGCCAGUGAAAUACAAUGUUUUUUCUACAACUAUUGUAAUCAUAUAAGUGGCUUAAUAGUCAUUAUACACGAGUUGAUUACUAUACUAUCAACUACUGUUAACCUAAAAAAGCACUUUAUAAAUAUCAUCGAGGAGCGGCAAUAUUUUAAAUGGUAUACAUUUAAACAAACAUAAUUUUAACCAAUUUAAUUAAGACGAAACUUACUGUGAUAGUUUGCACUGUGACAAUUCAAACAGGCUACAACAAAUUUGUGAUUACCUUGACUGAAUUUGACACACCGAUUGAAUCAAACUGUUUUUUAUUCAAUUUUCCACAGUAAUUAAUAAAUAUACUAUAUAUCGGGUGUUUCAAAAAACAUGCCAUCGCUCGUGGGUUCAUUCCUUACACAAACAUAAGAGAAGUGAUUUUUAUUAACAUGGAUCUGUAGUUGCUUUGUUUCAAAGAUACAGUGUAUUACAUACAAUUUUUAACUUUUCAAUUUGUUUUAAAAUAUUUUGGUCGGCAAAAGUUGAUGGGUAAAAUUUAAAAAAAAAUAUGUUCGCGAUUGUCUUUUUUAUUUUUUGAUGACACAUUUAGUUAGAUAUUUAAAUGACUUUAGCUUUAAAUAAAUUUAAAAUUAUAACGGUAUCUUUGAAACAAAGCAUCUGCAGACCCAUGUUGAUAGGAAGUAUUUGUCUUUGGGUAAGGAAUCGCCCCACGAGCGAUGCCACAUUUUUUCUGAAACACCCUGUGUAUUGGCUAUAUUUUUCAAUAGUUGUAGAUAAAAAUAUUUAUUAAAAAUACAGCUUAAAUUAACAAAAAAAAAAUGGAUUUAAUUAGAAAUUUCUACAUAGUUUAUUUUUUAUUUUUUAUAAAAAAUAAAUUUUUGAUAUGUUUAGCCCUCAUAAACGAAUUUAAAUUAUUUAUUUACCGAUUCUGAUCAUUUCAAUUCGCAAUUUUGUUGUUUAUUUAUUUAUUUUUUAAUAAUUUACCGAAGCUUUACAAGUUCUUUUAGGCAGUUUAUCAUAAUAAAAUAACUUAGAUAUAUUUUUUUUUCUGUAAAAUAUUUUGACAAAAUUAAAAAUCUUCAGCGUGUCUGUUCGUCUUUCGAGGAUUUUGAGCUGUAUAUUUACGAAUAUUUGUUAUUUUAGGAAUCAUAAUACUUAAGAAAGCUUAGCCGAACAAUCAAAGUUGGACUGUUGUCAAAAAUUUGAACAACUCUGGGGACGUAUAAUUAAUUAUGUCCCAACACUUUUUACCAUGUUUAGUCGACCGGAACCAAAAAUUUAUUUAUUGCUAAGAUCAGUGACGUCUCUACGUGUCAUUUAGUUUUUACGUUUAUUUAUUUUUAAAUAGUUUUUUCUCAUUAUGUGGUUCAUGGUCUGUGGAAGAAAGAAUUUAAUAAAAGACACCCAGGUGUUUUCUUGUUAUGUUGUGGUCCACAGAUUUAACCGAUUUUUUGUUUUGUAAAUGAGUGCUAAACAUGGACCAAUUGUUGAUUAAGUGCUCAAACCGAUUCUUUCAUCGUGCUCCAAUAAAAUAUAUUUUGCUACGAAACCACGAAAUGCCUUUUUUAUAAAAGAGUCAUAUUUUCAAAUAUAGGAAAAAUAUUCCAUCCAUUACCUUUUUUAAAUGAAUUUAAGAGUUAUAUAAGAAUAUAUUUUUUGAUAUAGGAGUGCUUCUCAGAUAAAGCAGUUUGUGUUAUUAAUUAUAGGAAUUUAAAUAAAAAAUUUUUGUAAACGGGGCCGCUCAAGAUGCGUUUACCUUUACCAUUAGAUUUUUUUAACCGUACUUUUUGCAAUAAUGCGCCUCUUGAUCCGCCUUGUAUAUUUAUAAAUAAAAUUAUAUAAAUUUUAAUAUAUUGAUAAUAUAUUUCAGUAUACAUAGCAAUAUUUAAAGGUUACA